CGUCCUCUUCACUCUCUUCUCCUCUGCCAUCAUGUCCGUUAUGUCCAGUUGUAAUGGUGCUUGUGUUUAUUGUUGUCCUUACUUUGGUUCUCCUUUUUGUGUUGCAGGUGGAUGCCAGCACAUCUUACAGGAUGAACCCGCUAGCUGCUCUCUGCAUCGACCGCAACGCUCUGGUAGUGGGGAACUACCGCCCCCAUGGAGGACUUUUCUACCCUGGCCUCCAUGCUCUCUCUGGGGAAAAGCCCCAGGAGGCUGGCUCUUCCCUCCCGCUCGGCUAUGAUCUGCUGUACAAACCAGAGGAUGGUCAGAAAUCUGGAUACGUUGGCCUUUAUAAGAGCGCACCACCAGCGCUGCAGAAACCUUUAGUUGUCCCUGCUGGAGGAGGUGAUGGCCUGGUGAUGGACCGUCGAGUUCUACCCAAUGACAAGCAGUCAGAACUGGGCCUGAAUGGUGCAAACUUCCUAAGAUUGCCCUGGAUCAGCCCAUAUGGGGAUGCAACAAUGUACCCCUUUCUGGACAUGGCAUACAAGGCCUCCUUCUUGUCCCAGCCAUCGCCCUUCAUCCAGCAGCAGCUGGCAUAUCAGUCACUGUGUGCUGCUGGGGCAGGAAGCAGCACACCUGCAGAAGACAGGCUAUUCUACCUGCCUCAUUAUGCCCUGGCACAUAUGUCAUCCCCACUGGGUCCUCCAAUAAGGAUCCAUACAGCAACUGCAACUCCUGCAGUCCAUUCACCCCUACCCUGCCAAGACAAGGCUCUACAGAGUGUUGGUCCUCAGGUACAUCAGGAAAACCCACAGAUCUGCCAGGAGCCCCAGACUCAGUCUGUUCACCACACUGAGCGACAACAUGGCAAGUCCAGUCAGCCCACUUCAACCAGCAACCCUGCAGGCAGUAAAGGUGGUGGAAGUAACGGUGCCCCUGCUGCCUCACAGUCUGAUCUUCCAUGCUCAGUUCCCCCACCUACACCUCUCAGUAACACCACCACAGACCUCCAGAAGUCGCUUUACGGAAGCACUUCUUCAUCCUCGACCUCACUUUCGGUGUCUCACCCCGUCUAUGUGGGAAGCCGGAGCCCUCCUAUGCCUUCCAGUACCAAUAAAACCAAAGACGGCGGUUCAGACUGCUGUAAUGCAGAGAAAGGUUCAUCAACUGCAAAGACAUCAUUAGAUAGAGCUGUACCUCAUAAACUGGCCAAAAACUCUGGGGAAAAACCUUUGGAUCUGUCUGCAAAAGAGCUGGAAGGGUUCACAUCCAAACUAGAGGUCCUGACUAAGUUGGGGUAUUUACCUCCAUCACGUUACAGGCUACUAAUCAGUCAGGACCAGCACUUAAAGGAUGGUCUACCUCUACCUGUUAGCACAUCAGCAAAGACUCCAGAUCAUCCUGAAAUGACUAGCACCAUGCCCUCCCCUUGGGUUGUUCCGGGUCCUUCCUCAGCUGUCAGCUCGGACAGAGGUUCCCAAGUUAUGAAAAAUAAAAAUAUAGAUCAUCAUCCACAGCCGCAAAGCUCACCAGGUUCCACGGCAGUCGAGCUGAGCAGCACUGCAGCGGGGGGAAGAUCCUCCGCACCUUCCCCAAAGUCCAAAGUUGAAUGGCCACGAGUCACCACCACCGACUUGGAGAAAGACCAUCCAAACAGUAAAGGAGAUGCAAGCCCUGGAAAACAGAGCAUUUGGCCUGAUAAACCGGAUGAAGAGAGUCAACAGCAGCCCCGCGUAGAAAAUGGGAACUCCUCCAGUCAAAUCUAUGGUGACUCUUACCUCCCUCCUGGUUUAGGUUACACUAACCGCUACAUCCCAUACUCCCAUGCUGAGAAUAUGUCCCUGCAACAUAUGACCAUACCAGGCAAAGGGCCCGUCUAUCCUCAUCCAGUCCUGCUCGGCAACAGCCACUUUUAUUCCCCUCGUGUGGCACCAAAACAUGGCCUUCCUUAUGGACUACAUCCAAACCAGGGCGACUUUAUGACUUACCAGAAUUCCCAUGGGAUGGCCAAUCCACCUGUUUCCUCCCACUCAGGUACGAGCCGACUUGAGACCCAGGAUAAAUCCUGGAAAGCUGAAUCACACAGGAACCAGGAGAAGGUAGACGCUGACAGAUCCCACAAAAGUGACAAUGGAAGAGACAAGUCCACAGACCAAACCACAAAGGCUUCAUGCAAAAAUUAUGUCAUGUUUAUUGACCUAGUGCGGGACGAGACAAAAGAUGAUUUGUCCAACGUGAGAGACGACUCAUCCAAACAUGGCAGCAGUAGCUCAUGGUCUCUCAGAGCCCUCACUCCCAACCCGGCUGCAGAGCACAGGCCAGGCUCACUGCCCCACACUUCCCAACCACAACCUGCUCAUCACAACUCUUCACCUCAUGAGGAGAUCCCAGAAAACGAGGAGCCACCCAGCCCUCCUCCUGACAUUCCAGAGGAGCAGACGAUGCGGUGUGCCCGAACUUCUCCACAGCAGUUUUCUAGAAAGCAUAAAACCGGAGCCUCUGCACGUGCUGGGGACUCGCUAAGGGGUGGCACUAAUGGUAGGAAUAAUGGCGUUGAUGGGUUGAAGUCAGAGUCCUCAGCCAAUAGAAAUGGUAACCCUGAACAACGAUCUUCCAGAAAUGGCGACCCAUUGGGUCCUCUCAGCAAAGAAGAUUGUUCUAGUGACUGUAACAGUUCAAACAUCAUGUGUACAGUCACCAGCAGUCAUUCAGGCAGUCCAGUGUGCAGGAGCUUUAACCCCAGAGCUCCAGCUGGAGGCGUUAUCAAUGUCAGGGAUCCACAGUGUGUCGACAUCAACCCAACAAGUCCCACAGGUAACAGUGGAGACAGUACAAGUGCUGUCAGCAGGAAUUUUGUGGGCCCAUGUUGCAUAAAUUUGUCUCCAAGGACGGCAACGUAUGAACCUAGAAUAUUCAGCAGUCCAACUCAUGGAAGUAACAGAGCUGUGACUCCAAACUGCACGAACAUCAAUGCUAUGUGCCCAAACGUUCAUCUGAGGGCUCCUGCAUGUGGAAAGAACUGUUGUCCAAAUUGUGGAAAUACUCUCUGUAAAGGCCAAUCUUUUGGAAACAACAACCCCAGGGUCCCCACAUGUGGAAACAGUUUCCCUCUGGGCUCAACCUGUCUGCGCCUUUCACCUGCCAGUCCUGCUAAUAAAGUCUUUAACUCAGCACCUGCUGAUCAGACUCACGCUAACAAAGACCUUUCCUCCGAUGAGGCAGAGCCCAGGAGAGAGAUGCCGACCUCCGGCCUCACUGCUGAUAGCUGUGGUGAUGUGAAGAAAGACAUUGAGGACGGCAUUGACGAAGCAGACGAAGAAGAGGGCCCCGGCAGCAGCAAGAACCGGCGCUCUGGCCUCACCAAACGCAUCGCCAACUCGUCCGGCUACGUCGGCGACCGGUUUAAAUGCGUGACCACGGAACUUUAUGCCGACUCAAGCAAGCUGAGCAGAGAACAGAGAGCACUGCAGCGCGCCAUGCUGAGAUUCUCCGAGCUCGAGCUGAAAAAGAAAGGAGGAGGAAGAGGAGAAGAAGAAGAGAUGACAGCAGUCGAGAAAGAGGAGAGGGAGCGAGCAGACAGCCAGCAGGGAGACGAGGAGGAGGAGGAGGAGUGGAGGAAGAAAGAGGGAGGAGGGUGGGAGCGCUGCCAGCAGAGCGAGGAGAGGCGAGGAGGAAGAACUCCCUCUGCAGCGUCCGUCGAGGCGCCAAGAGGUUUCCGUCCAUCUUGUCCUCACAGCUGUUUAUCCGUCCUCCGAGAGAAUGAUGGCGCUUCAGUGGAGGAGGAGAAGAAGAAAGAGGAGAAGAGCUUUUUGUCACAGCAACAACAACAGCAACAACAGCAACAACAACAGCAACAGCAACAGCAGCAACAACAGCAACAGCAACAGCAGCAGCAACAGCAGCACCAAAGAUGUCUGUCCACAGCCAGAGGCUUGUUUCUGGGAAACGCGUCCAUGCCGGGACUCGCAGGUUCGAGUCCCAAUGCGACGAUGAACCGGAGGCGGAUCUUCAGCCUGCAGCCUUUCCACCAGAGCAGCAUCAGCAGCAGCCGUCAGAAGAGAGGGAGGGACGAGGAGCGGGACGAGGAGCGGGACAAGGAGCGGGACGAGGAGCGGGACAAGGAGCGGGACAAGGAGCGGGGCGAGGAGGACAAGACGGGACACCUCGACAAGAAAACCAAGCUGACUAACGGCUCGAUCCUGGACGACGUGAAGAAGCUGAAGGUCUGCAUCGAACUCAGCGGCCUCCGACUUAACAAGCCCCGCCUCCCUGAGGAGCUCAGCCAAUGGCUGCCCUCCAGCCAGAGGUCAGCUGAGGUCGGCAGGAAGUUCACAAUGGACCUCCCAGCAGCCAUGAGGGUCAGGUCAGAGGUCAACGGAGGCUGGCGUGAGUGCACGUUAGUGACGCGGGACGACCCGAGAGUUUUCCACGUGGCUCCGCCCUCUCCUCCCGCUCAUCUCCCACGGCAACUCUUCAGCCCCGCCUCCUCCCGCCUCCAGGACAAGCAUCAGAAGCUCAGAGAGAGUCGCCGGGUCUCCCUCUUCCUCCCGUCCUUACCUCCUCUUCCUCCCUCCUCCUCCUCAUCUGACCCCCUUCCCUUCCGUUGCCAUGACGAAGACCUAGCCAAGCCGAAGGGCAAACGACCGUGCAAGACGAAGCACACGGGAGGAGAGACGGCGAGGGACGAGGACAGACACGAGGGAGGAAGUGAUGACGAGGACACGACUGGAAAGGUCUCUCCGUACGACCCGUCUUGCUCGCCGACCUGUCGACCUCCCCCUCCUGAAGUUCGACGACUCAUCGUGAACAAAAACGCUGGAGAGACGCUGCUGCAGCGCGCCGCCCGCCUCGGAUAUGAGGAGGUGGUGUUGUACUGUCUUGAGCGGCGGCUCUGUGACGUAAAUCAUCGAGACAACGCCGGGUACUGCGCCCUGCAUGAGGCCUGCGCCCGUGGCUGGUUGGGGAUCGUACGCCACCUGGUGGAGCACGGAGCUGACCUGAACUGCAGCGCUCAGGAUGGAACCAGACCGCUGCAUGACGCCGUGGAGAAUGACCACCUGGAGGUGGUGCGCUUCCUGCUGGCCUGCGGCGCUGACCCCACCCUCACCUCCUACUCUGGACGAGGACCAAUCAACAUGACGCACAGCGCUGCCAUGGAAACCUUUCUGGAGGACUAUCUGUCUGACCUCCAAGGAAGGUCAGAGGGCGACCCAGGAAUCUGCUGGGAGUUUUAUGGCAGCUCAGUGUGCGAGCCGUCCAGCGAGGAAGGAGUGUAUAACAUUCUUGCUGACCCUCCGGGGCCAGAGGAGGAGGAGGUGGAGGACAUAGAAGAGGAUGAGGAUGAGGAGCAACAAGCCAGAAGGGAGGUGUUUGAGUUUGAGCUUUCUGACCGGCCACUGCUCCCCUGCUACAACAUCCAGGUGUCACUGUCCCAGGGCCCCAGAAACUGGCUCCUCCUGUCCGACGUCCUGGGUCGACUCCGGAUGACGUCUCGGUCCUUCCGCCGCCUUUUCCCGCAGCUCAACUUGCAGUCGAUCCCUGAGGACGAGUUCUACCGGCAGGUGUCCCUGUCGCAGCUCCUGACGGGUCCUGAUGAGCAACAGCUGGCCUCCUUCAGACCAGACGUCAUGGACCUCUUGGAGCUGGUUGAGGCCACCCCUGAGCUGGCCGGCAUGCUUGGCUCCUCGCUAGAGUUUGUGGACACUCGUUGGGACUCGCUGGAAUCUUCGCCACCUCCAACUCCACCACCACCACCGAGACUGCCACUAAGACCACUACAACGCAUUCCACCAUUGUUAGCGCCACAGCGACAAGCUGGUUCAGAGUCCGGACACUUGCACGGUCUUAAACAUCUGGGAUAUUCUGCUCUGGCAGCUAAACUGAAAACCAAAAUGGACGCAAAUGCAGCGGCACCACAUGCGACGCUGAACGCUAACAUGCGGGAACCACAAAGACAACAAGGUAAGAAUACCUGGAUCUGUAACUCUGCUACUCCGGACUCUAAGAUCGACUCCAGUGUGUGGGAACAACUACAACAACGACGUAGUAAGGACACUGUGAACCCUAAUUCUGCUACUCCGGACUCUAAAGUGAACUCCACGUGGGAACAAGGAAAUAAACCCACUCCAGACGCCUCCGUCAGGUCCAACUUAGCACUUGGUGCUAGCAUGUGGCAACCACAGCGACUGCGAAGUCGAAGCGCUUUGAAUUCUGACAGCAGAGUGGACGCCGCCGGGUCAGAACCACAGCGAGUCCAAAGUAAGAACCCCGCUGAUCCAGCAAACUCGACUGGUGCACCGGUUGCUAACACGUGGACACGACAAACUCAAGGGAGUCAGACGGGCAGGGUUCAGGACUCCACAAACCCAGGUCCUUCAGUCGACGGUCGUGUUUGGGAACGACUGUGAAGUAACAAUGCAGGGAACCCGAGUCCCGCCAAGCCGAGCCCCGCCAAGCCGAGCCCUGCCAACCCGAGCCCCGCCAAGCCGAGCCC
This is a messenger RNA of Larimichthys crocea (large yellow croaker), 6475 nucleotides long. RefSeq names its product BCL-6 corepressor. Gene Ontology annotation, molecular function: protein binding; transcription corepressor activity. The transcript has 12 exons. NCBI's taxonomy places the organism in Eukaryota, Metazoa, Chordata, Actinopteri, Sciaenidae. Gene Ontology annotation, biological process: negative regulation of transcription by RNA polymerase II. The coding region runs from base 54 to 6389 and encodes 2111 amino acids. Gene Ontology annotation, cellular component: nucleus. The record is from RefSeq and is a predicted model, not a curated record.